AUGUCAACUGAACCUGGGAUUAGGACUUCUACGAACGAUGUUCUACAAACUCUAACAACAUUGGUAUCAGUACACCAGUUCCUGGCUACUAUGGAAACCUCUACAACUAACCCAACAACGAUUCCAACCUUUGACGCCUGUGUCUCGGCCAUAACCUCUCCAGAUGGAGAGAUCCCCCUAACCGUUCGUGAAGAACAAGGUUCAGACCUCCACGUUGUUACUUGGCAGAAGUCCGUGAACGUCUCAUUGUCCGGGGCAUCAUUUGCUGAAAAUGUCAUGCCAGUCACGAGAAACAUUGCCCCCGGUGAUGAGGACGACGAGGCUACUACCAUCUUUCCGACUCAACCCCAGAAUCUGCUACGUACUGUGAUUCCGUGGAUGAGCUUUUUGAAGCUUGUUAUGGCCUUGAGGGCGAUGGAGAUGGAGACUCAAUCUGUCCUUAACUUUCUACGAAACAGAUGUAUGUUGGGUAGCAUGGCACGAAACUGCGGUUACUGGGUCUCUCACAAUGUUCAUUGUCACUGA
Molecule: messenger RNA, 525 nt
Organism: Fusarium proliferatum ET1
Lineage: Eukaryota; Fungi; Ascomycota; Sordariomycetes; Hypocreales; Nectriaceae
Source: RefSeq, a predicted model, not a curated record